AUGGGUGAAGAGCAUUUAGCCAUUGUCCCUUCUGAUAGAGCUGUUGAACAGGCAAUAAUUGCACUGAAGAAAGGCACCUUAUUGAAGUACGGUAGAAGAGGGAAGCCCAAAUUCUGCCCUCUCAGGUUAUCUGCGGAUGAAAAGUUUUUGAUUUGGUACUCUGGUGAGAAGGAAAACCAACUGAGCUUAAGCGCAGUCACAGAUAUCAUCCGUGGCCAAAACACUGUAAAUCAACAGAAACAACUUAAGGCAGAGAUGGAUAGUCAAUGCAUUUCUCUAAUAUAUGGAAAUGAUGACCAUUCUCUUGAUCUGAUAUGCAAGGACAAAGUUCAGGCUGCGACAUGGUUUCUAGGAUUGAGAGCUGUAAUAUCACGGAGUAGACAUGGACUGGUGGAACAUAUGAAAAGCAAAAGAGGAGUACAAAGUUGCAUCAGUAGUCCAGUAGGUUAUUUGCGGAGGAAACAUAAUCUGAAGAAAAGCAGAUUUUCUCAGGUUCGCAGCUUCUCAAGGAGUCCAACUCAAUCAUUUUCAGAUAAGUGCUAUACUGAUGGCUUAUCAUGUUCCUCUGAUAUCUUUCUUCCUCUAUCAAGUGUGCACAACGGAAUGGAUGAUGUUAUCGCAAAUUCUUCAUCAGAUGAUUUAAGACGGAAAAGAGCAACUUGUGAUGACACUACUAUCCAAUAUGUUUUGAGGGAUGUUUUUAUUUGGGGAGAAGGAGCAGAAGGAGGAGGAUGCUUUGGUGAUGCAGGGGAAGUAAAGAUGGAUGCUUUAUUACCCAAACUUAUGGAGUCAACUACGACGCUUGAUGUACAAACAAUAUCAUUUGGGAGUAGUCAUGCUGCCUUAGUCACCAAACAAGGUGAAGUUUUUUGCUGGGGUGAAGGAAAGAAUGGAAGGCUUGGGCAUAAAGUUGAUAUGGACAUUUCAUGUCCAAAAAUCGUCGACUCCCUUAACGGGGUUCAUGUAAAAUCUGUCAGUUGUGGUGACUACCAUACAUGUGCCUUGACAACUUCAGGUGAAUUAUAUACAUGGGGUGACAAUUUAGUUGUUGAAAAAAAGACCAGAAGCUAUUGGCUUCCAAACAGAGUUUGUGGUUCUUUGGAUGGUGUGAAAAUAUCUUACGUCGCUUGUGGAGUAUGGCACACAGGAAUUGUGUCAACAUUUGGACAACUUUUUACUUAUGGAGAUGGAACUUUUGGUGUUCUUGGUCAUGGAAAUCUCAAAAGUAUGGCUCACCCGAAAGAAGUUGAGUCCCUUAGAGGUUUGUGUGUGAAAUCUGUUGCUUGUGGACUGAGGCAUACAGCUGCAUUAGUCGAAAUAUCUGUCCAUGAUCACCUUAAAUCCAAUCAUUGCAGUGUGAAGCUUUUUACAUGGGGUGAUGGGGAUAACGGAAACCUUGGUCAUUCUGAUAAUGAGAUGAAGCUUUUACCAACCCUUGUAGCUCAACUUGAGGAUCGCGAUUUCAUUCAAGUUACCUGUGCAAACACCUUAACGGUUGGGCUGUCAAACACGGGAGAGGUUUACACAAUGGGAAGUUUGGUGGAUAGGCAGGCCAAAGAUAAAUCACUAGUCGCGGUGCAAGAGAAACUUAAAGACAAGUUUGUUACACAGAUUUCCUCAGGAUCUAAUCAUGUUGCUGUUGUUACAUCUAAGGGAAAUGUGUACACAUGGGGUAAAGGUUCACACGGACAGUUGGGACUAGGCGAUAAGAAGAAUAGAAAUUUCCCAACUUUAGUUGAGGCUCUUAGAGACAGGCAAGUGGAACAUAUUGCUUGUGGAUCAAAUUCAACAGCAGCAAUAUGUUUGCAUAAAUCCAUAUCAAGUAGUGAUCAAUCAGUUUGCAGGGGAUGUAGCACGACUUUUGGGAUUAUUACAAGAAAGAAGCAUAAUUGUUACAAUUGUGGUCAUUUAUUUUGCCAUGCAUGCUGCAGAAAGAAAACCACAAAUGUAUCCCUAAGUUCAGACAAAACUAAAGCUUUUCGAGUAUGUGAUCCAUGUUUCUGCCAACUUCGUAGAGCAUCCAAGCAUAGCAGCCAGAGACAAGAAGCUAUUGAUAACUCAGAAGAGUCAAAUAGUAUAUCAAGUCGAAUGAUGUCAACAAGAAAGUAUUCAAGUGAGAACAAUCCAUGCUUAGAUCCCAUUGAAUCUUUGUUGGAUGAUUUUCCAAGAUGGGGACAAGUUCCUUGUCCUGAAUUCCUCAGAAGAGGACACACAAGAAAUGAACACGCUUCCCCAACCGCCCUAAUUAUGCACCAAAAAUUCUCAGAAUCAAAUAAGUUCCUCCUUCAACAAGUUUCAAACCUAAGGACUCAGCUUCAGACAAUGUCAGAAGGUCAUUAUUUUGCUACUAAGAAUGAGUGUAUGGAAGAUGGAAAAGUUGAUAGACUAUUGGUUUCUCCAAUUGUAUUUUCCAGUAAGUUAAAAUCAUCAUAUAACAAAAAACAAAACUAUGUUAAUGAUGAUUUGGAAGUGGAAUGGGUGGAAGAGUACAAACGUGGUGUCUUCAUCACUUUCACAAUAUUAUCUACUGGGAAAAAGGGAAUCAAGCAAGUCAACUUCAGUAACGAAAAUUUCAGUGCGAAGGUAGCAAAAAAGUGGUGGGAAAAGAACAAGCUAUUGGUCUAUAGAAAAUAUGAUGUUGAAGAAUAUACGAAUGUGAACCAAGAUGUAUGA
Solanum verrucosum is the source of this 2673-nucleotide messenger RNA. RefSeq names its product PH, RCC1 and FYVE domains-containing protein 1-like. Gene Ontology annotation, molecular function: metal ion binding. The transcript is spliced from 8 exons. NCBI's taxonomy places the organism in Eukaryota, Viridiplantae, Streptophyta, Magnoliopsida, Solanales, Solanaceae. Bases 1 to 2673 code for a protein of 890 amino acids. The record is from RefSeq and is a predicted model, not a curated record.